GCACCGCCCUCCAAACGGUGCAGAACGACCCCCGAAGGGCCGGGGUGGCCCCCGCGAGCAAGGGUGUCUGCGACGGGACGGCAGCCUGGGCCGACGAUCCGCUCGGUGAUGGUCAUUGGUCCCCAGAACAGGAAUGGAAGAAAUACUGGUCCAGGAAGCAGAAGGAUCACCAAGGGUCCAAUUUCAGUCUCUGGAGACCCAGUCUGAGGGUCUGUCCCCAGAGCCUCAGUUCCUGCAGGACACCGACAUGGAACAGGGACUCACUGGGGGAUUUCCAAUUUCCAAGCCUGAUGGGAUCUCUCAACUGGAACAAGAUCUACAGGUCUUUGAUCUGGAAACAAAGAAUAGAGAAGUCCUAAGAGAUGACUGCUCAGAUGCAGAAACCAGAGAAGAGAACAAGCUGUUGAUUCCUAAGCAGAACAUUUCAGAAGUACAUUCAUGCAAAGCAAGAGUAGGAAGACUCAAAAAGGAUAUCACCCAAAUUCCUGAGACUAGAGACGUAUAUAAACCUGAGGACAGAUUAGAAAGGCUUCAGGAAAUCCUAAGGAAAUUUCUGUUCCUGGAGAGAGAGUUUAGGCAAAUAACAAUCAGCAAGAAAACUUUCACCAGUGAGAACAAUGAAUGUAAUGAACCUGAGAAAAGCUUCAGUCUGGAAUCUACCCUUAAUACAGACCAGAGAGAUCUUAGAAUACAGAACAUUGAUGACAUUGAUAAGUAUGACAUGAGCCUCAACCAGAAUUCAGCUGCUGAGAAACACGAACAAGUAAAUCUAACCCAGGAUUUUCAGAAUAGUGACUAUAAGGAAAGCUUAAUGGAGCUCUCCCACCUUACUAAAUGUGAGAGCAUUCCCACCACUGAGAAAUCCUAUAAAUGUGAUGCAUGUGAGAAAAUCUUCCAUCAGAGCUCAGCUCUUUCUAGACAUCAGAGAAUUCAUACUAGAGAGAAACCCUACAAAUGUAAAGAAUGUGAAAAAUCUUUCAGUCAGAGCUCAAGUCUUAGUCGGCAUAAAAGAAUACAUACUAGAGAAAAACCCUAUAAAUAUGAAGCAUCUGAUAAGUCCUGUGAAUCAUCUGAUAAAUCUUCUAGUCAGAGCUCAGGCAUAAUUCAGCAUAAGAGGAUUCACAGCAGAGCAAAAUCUUAUAAAUGUAGCAAUUGUGAAAGAGUCUUCAGUCGUAGUGUUCACCUUACUCAACAUCAGAGAAUUCACAGAGAGAUGCCCUGUAAGUGUACUGUAUGUGGCAUUGACUUCUACCAUACCUCAUACCUUGUUGAACAUCAGAAGCUUCACUGUGAAGAGAAAGCCUAUGAAUACAAUGAAUGUGGGAUGACCUUUAUUAAACCUCAAGGAAUUCAUCUCAGAGAAAAGCCCUAUACAUGUAAUGAAUGUGGAAAAGACUUCAGAUUGAAUUCCCACCUUAUUCAGCAUCAAAGAAUUCAUACACGAGAGAAAACACAUGAAUGUAAUGAAUGUGGAAAAGCUUUCAGUCAAACCUUAUGCCUUAUUCAGCAUCACAAAAUUCAUAGGAAAGAGAAAUCUGAGUGUAAUGAUUAUGAGGAAAGUUUUAAUCAUAGCUCAGAUCCUGUCCUGCAACGAGAAGUCCUUACUAGAGAAAAAGCCUUUGAUUGUGAUGCAUGGGAAAAGAACCUCAGUCAGAGAGCACAAAUUAUUCAACAUCAAAGAAUUCAUACCAAAGAGAAACCUUAUGAAUGUAUUGAACAUGGGAAGACAUUUAGUCAAGUUCAGGCCUCAUUCAACAUCUGAGAGUUCACACCAGAGAGAAAUCAUGUGUGUACUGAAUGUGGUAAUUAAUACCUUCAGUCAUAGCUCAACCUUUAUUCAGCAUCAGAGGAUCUGCACCAGAGAGAAAUCUUCUGAAUGUGGUGAAUGUAGGAGAGCUAUUACUGUUUAAAUUCUGCAAACCCACACCAAUGAGAAAACCUAUGAAUAUAUUGAAGGUAAAUGCUUCAUGCUGUGUUUAUACCUUAGUUAUUGGAGGAUUCACACAGGAAUAAAAUUCCAUCACUGUAAUGAAUGUGAAAAAGCCUUCUUCAGUCAAAGAAACUACCUUGUUCAGCAUCAAAUUCAUUCCAUGCAGAAAGCCUAUGAAUGUAAUAAAUGUGUGCGUGUGUGUAUGUGAACAUUAGUCAUAUUUCAAUCCUCAUUCAACAUCAAAGAAUCCAUACCCAAGAGAAGCCACUGAUAUAGGAGUUCAAGUCUUUUUCAUCAUCAGAAUAUCUAUAACAGACCAGAAUCUGAUAUAAUUCAAAUGGAAAAAUUUACUGCAAUAUUCCUGGCUUUACUCAAACAUCAAAGUACUGGAGAGAGAAUUGUUGAUUAUUUGUAUACAAAAUUGUUAAUAUAUAGCUCCAGUCUUUCACUGCAGAGGAAUCUAGUCUGAGGAGUGACAUGGUGAAUGCAGUGCUGUUUUCUCAUGGCAUUCUUUAAUAUAAAAGGUGGUGUAAAUAACUAUGUAUACUUUAUUUAUGGAAUUCAUUUAAGCUAUUUUUAUUUUAAUAUGGCCUAUAAACAUUAUUUUCCCUGAAAUUGGUAUGUAUUAUUCACAGCUUCCCUAAGAUACUGUAUUACACCAAUGUUAAAACAUAUCAGUGUCUGGAAAGUAGCUCAUUUAGCUUUUUCUGCUGUUCUCAGCCCAGGUUCUCUCCAAAACAGAUUGUUAGACCUGCUAUUUUCUGGGGACCAUACUUCCUGUUUGUUUCUAGCCACAAUACUUGGAUGUCUGUUGAUUUCUCCAUUUUCUUAAGCACCUUCAAAUGAUGGUUUCCUGGUUUUAAGCUUUUCACCAGCAGGUAUGCUGUCCCUACUUGAUGCUGCUGUUCUGGUGUCUUUCCCAAAAUAAAGUGUUUUCUUUUAAAAGAAUUGGAUUUCCACAUCCUGUUCACCCAUGAGUAUGAAGGAUUCUGGUUCCCCUGAAUUUAUGGCAGGCAGCUAAACAUUUUUAAGUGAUGCCCAAGCACUUAGCUGGCUUGUCUGCAUCCACAGCCCACUAAAAAAAGAGGAUAAAGAUAUCAGGGAGCCAGCAAGACUCCUGGUGGUGUAGCUACAUUCAUUCAGCAUCCGCUCUGCAUGUCUGAGUUUAGGAUUAUUUUAUAUACUUCCACUGAAGGCCAGCAAAAUGCUUGGGUCUGCUUUUGAUAUGGCAAAACAUAAUAAAAUAUACUAAAACGUCAGGAAGCUUCAUAAGGCAGAGAGCUCAGCCUUCCAACAAAGAUAUUGCUGUUUUUAUGUAGCAUCUCAAAAGAGUGGCAGUUCUAUUCCUGAUAUUAUAAAAUUUUAACUGUUAAGAUUGCUUCUUCUCUAUUUGGAUUUUCAUGCCCAUUCACCCCUCAUCAGUCCAGGACAGCAUUUGAAGUGUGGGGGCUUUGUGUAUAAUUACUUAAUAAUUAUUACUUUUAUUUUUGUAUUUUCCUAGAGUCUACAGGCCAUAUAAAAGAACAUGAUUUUCUUGAUUGAUAAAAGUGAUCACAGAUGUUGGCUCCAGAUUUCGGGGUCACCAUCAUAACACCUAGCAACAAUUCAUGAUUCUAGGAUGAUGUCAAAGCAUUUCAUUAUAUUUUUCCAUCUUAAACUUCUUAAUAUUUUGUGAAUAAGAUAAGUGUUAUUUAAAAUUCUAGUUGUUGUCCCAGCAAUUGAGGCCUUCAUAGUUCAAAUCUCAUAAUAUUCAUGAGGCAUUCUUAAAUAUAUAAUAACUUAUUGCUUGCUAUAUAAGCAUUUUAUGGCUAACCACUAGGAUAGUUCUGCCACUAUAUUUUACCUCCUAGCCAUCGGCAAGCAUAGAUUCUAAUCAGGGCAAGGUAGAGAUUUAAAUGAUCUAAAUGUAAAAGCAAAUGAAAAUGCAUGUUUUUUUCUCCUGUCAAUGACUGUGUAUAAUCUUAUGUUUAGAGAAUAAUAGUCAACUCUGGUGAUUAUGAAACAGAGGAUUAAUUAAUCCCUAAAUAGCAGAAUAUAUAAAAAUCACAUGUAUGCAUUUGGUUUAGCAAUGUGCUUUUGUAUCUCCACUUGAAUAAAGGUUUGUUUGAUACUCUGAGAAUCUGUUUCAAAUAAAAUCUGAAGGCCUUAGCCAGAAGCAUUUGGAAAUCUUGGAAUGACCUUCCUGGCUGCAACUCAGUUCCUUCCAGAAACCUGCUUCACAACAAGAGUAGAUCACUCUCUCCUGUGUACUGAUUCUUGCUCUUCCACAGAACUCUUGAGGAAUAAAGCCUGAAUGUUUAGGACUUCACGGGUUAUUAGACUGGAUGCUUUCGUUACAUAAAAUAAGAGUAAAUCAUUUGAGGUUUGAGUAGAACUAGGCAGAAUGUGUUUUUAAAAAAAUAAACAUUUAAAAACAUUAGAAACCAAAUGUCUUUGAGGGCAAGUAACUUGCUACUUUAAGCUUGAUGAUAAUUAAUGGUCCAAUAUGAUAUGAGUUUGUGUUCUUAGUCAUUUUAGUCUUGAUGUUGGAGAGGGAAGAGAAGAAAUCUAAUAGUUAAGGGACACUUAAUUUUAUCUUCUAUCUCUCCACCCAUCUACAUGUACUGUAUGUAUGUACAUAUGCAAACUUAAUCCUCACAACAGCUCUGCAAGGGAACUAGCUUCAUUUUACAGAGGAACUGAGGUAUAGAGAGGAAAAAGAACUUGUUAAGGUUACACAGCAAGUUCAAAGUCAGGUCUGUUUGACUCCAAAACUUUCCAUCAUCAUGAAGUUGGUAUUAGACGCCAACCAGAGAAGUUUUCUUUGAUUGCUCUUAAUUUCAUCACACCCCAAUGAUUCACUAUUACCAGUCUGCAAUGGAUCCUAAAUGCUCCUAGAGCUGGGAUACUAGGAGAAAAUAUUCCAGUAUCUUUUGGGAGCUAGUCAGAGACCUACCCUACUUGAAACAGUCUUAGACAACUUUGACAAUGUCAGGCCACAGGUCAAAGCUCCCAAAUCUCCAGCCAAGCCACUCCACUCCCAUCACUAGAUUUACAUUUCCAUUUUUCAAUGUCCAAACAUGCUCUUAAUUUUUGCUUCUAUCUGGGACUUGCUGAUGGACGUGUUCUCUUACCAAGAUUUACUGUCACCUCUGGUUAUGUUACAGUGGUGGAGUAAAGUAGGUAUUGGGAAUGUCAAGUUUGAUUGCUAGGUUCUGGCUUGAGCAAGAGUAUCGAGUGAUACGGGGGAUGUUGGAAGAAGAGCAAGGAGAGUAUUUCAGGCAGGAGAGAGCAUGUCUGCAGGCCUACAGAUGAAAGAGUAUAGCAUUUUCAAGGGUAAUAAAUGAGCCCUCUGGGGAAAUGCCUCACCCUAGAAAAUAGUAUGGGGGAAACUGAUGAAGUUUAAGAGCAAAGUUCAAAAGAGACUCUCAGCAAAGCAUGAUAGGAUUCUCACAUCUAGAAAUGUAACUUCUCCUGUUCCUUCACUCAGUAGCACAAUUGCUAGAUUCUGAUAAUUCAGUGCUAGCCAAAGGAUAUAGUUAACCUAAUCAAGUGAAUGAAGCCAUCCACUGAGUAGUAAGACAAACAUUAGUUGUCCAAGCAAUCAAUAGCUUUGGAAUUAUACAUAUCUAUGUUUGGACUUAGCUGUGUGACUUUGGAAAUUUUACUUAAGCUUUUCUAGUUUUCUUGUCUAUACAAUAUGGUUAAUAACAGCAUGAAAACUAAAGAGAGAAUGUGAAAGGUGCUGGUCAUAUAAGUGCCAAAAAAUUAUUAAUAUAAAACCAAUACAAAUAGAAGACAGAUGUUUAGAUAGAAGUAUAAUCUUAAGAGGGAAUUAAUGAGCAAGCAUUUAACAGUGUAGAACUAGCAUUAUCCAGAGCAGGAUGUCCUGGGUUUGUAGAACUUACCGGUAAAUAUGAUUAGAGAAAUCAUUAGGCAUCCUGGGCCGUGGUAGAAACUGCCUCCUGAUGGGCACUCCCUAUUGGAGUCAGCAAACUGGCAUCUGUCUAUUCCAAAAUUUGUAUCAUAUGACAUCACAUUUUAAAAAUAUGAGUGCAUGAAGGAACCAUUGUUUAAUCCAAGACUGUAAGAGUGAUUUCAGUCAGAAAUCAGAUGGUGCCCUGUACAAAUUAACAAAAUAAUGCUGGAGUUUUUUAUUUUGCUGAUGCAUCCUAUUCACUCUUCACUUUUAGAAAAUGGUUAACCUCUUGUAUUUCAUUCAUGUUUAUAAAUAUACAACUUGGGCAAAAUUAGAAGUGUCUGUCUUUUUUUCUUUUC
Molecule: messenger RNA, 6187 nt
Organism: Pteronotus mesoamericanus
Lineage: Eukaryota; Metazoa; Chordata; Mammalia; Chiroptera; Mormoopidae
Gene: ZNF655
Product: zinc finger protein 655
Exons: 4
Coding region: 134-1762 (542 amino acids)
Biological process (GO): regulation of DNA-templated transcription
Source: RefSeq, a predicted model, not a curated record